AUGUCGAGUGAUGAUAAAAGUAAAUCUAGUGACCCCAAGAACGAGCCCAAGAACUGCGAUCCCACGUGUGAGCAAAAGUGUGAGUCCAAAUGCCAGCCCAGCUGUUUAAAGAAGUUACUGCAACGCUGCUCUGAAAAGUGCCCACGGGAGAAGUGUCCAGCACCACCCAAGUGUUCCCCCUGCCCUGCGCCGUGCCCGAUGCCCUGCCCUGUGCAGUGCCCGACACCCUGUCCUCCCAAGCCCUGCGCCAAGCCCUGCACCAAGCCCUGUCCUCCUAAAUGCCCACCUCCCUGCCCACCUCCAGAAUGA
Messenger RNA from Carlito syrichta (Philippine tarsier), 309 nucleotides. RefSeq names its product late cornified envelope like proline rich 1 (gene LELP1). The coding region runs from base 1 to 309 and encodes 102 amino acids. NCBI's taxonomy places the organism in Eukaryota, Metazoa, Chordata, Mammalia, Primates, Tarsiidae. The transcript has a single exon. The record is from RefSeq and is a predicted model, not a curated record.